Sarcophilus harrisii (Tasmanian devil) is the source of this 1564-nucleotide messenger RNA. RefSeq names its product WD repeat domain 55 (gene WDR55). The transcript is spliced from 7 exons. The record is from RefSeq and is a predicted model, not a curated record. Gene Ontology annotation, molecular function: protein binding. NCBI's taxonomy places the organism in Eukaryota, Metazoa, Chordata, Mammalia, Dasyuromorphia, Dasyuridae. The coding region runs from base 40 to 1266 and encodes 408 amino acids.
CUUACAAUUUCCGGUUCCUUGACGCUAGUUGGUUCCGGCAUGGCGGCCCCCUGUGAAGUGAGGCAUGGAGUAGGGGAGUGGGACUCCCCGGAUCCAGAGGCUGAGGGAGAUUCCCGGCGCCCUCCGACCUCUCUCCUUUCGGACGCGGCCGUGCAGAGCGACACCGACACCGACGCGGAAACGGAAGACUCGGCGCCCCGGGAGCGGGACACCCCCGAGGACAUCGUGUUAGAGGCUCCUGCCAACGGGCUUGCCUUCCACCCUGCGCGGAAUCUCGUGGCCGCCGGGGACGUGGACGGGGACGUGUUUGUCUUCGAGUACUCUUGCUGGGAGGGUGAAAACAAAGAGCUCUGGUCCUCGGGACACCAUCUCAGGUCCUGCCGGGACCUGGCCUUCUCCGAAGACGGACAGAAACUUGUCACUGUCUCCAAGGAUAAAGCCAUUCAUAUCCUGGAUGUUGAGCAGGGCCGCCUGGAUAAGCGUAUUUCCAAAGCUCACAACGUAGCUAUCAACAGCUUGUUGCUAGUGGAUGAGCAUCUCUUAGCUACAGGGGAUGAUAGUGGCAGGAUUCGGCUCUGGGACCAGAGGAAAGAGGGUGCAAUUAUGGACUUGAGGCAGCAUGAGGACUACAUUGCAGAUAUGGCUCUGGACCCUGCUAAGAAGCUGCUUCUUACUGCCAGUGGGGAUGGUUGCCUGGGCGUCUUCAAUAUUAAGCGGCAUCGGUUUGAACUUCUGUCAGAAGCACAGAGUGGGGAUUUAACAUCUGUUAAACUUAUGAAGCGGGGAAAGAAAGUUGCCUGUGGCUCUAGUGAAGGAACCAUUUAUCUCUUUAACUGGAAUGGUUUUGGAGCAACCAGUGACCGUUUUGCACUGAAAGCAGAGUCAAUUGAUUGUAUUGUGCCCAUCACAGACAAUCUGCUGUGCACCGGCUCUACUGAUGGGAUUAUCCGGGCAGUGAAUAUCUUGCCUAACCGAGUUGUGGGCAGUGUGGGGCAGCAUGCUGGUGAGCCUGUGGAACAGUUAGCCCUCUCCCACUGCGGUAAGUUUCUUGCCAGCAGUGGUCACGACCAUCGGCUCAAGUUCUGGGACAUUACACAACUUCGGUCAGUGGUCGUGGAUGAUUAUCGGAAGCGGAAGAAGAAAGGUGGCCAUUUGCAAGCUCUGAGCAGCAAGGCCUGGGGCAUGGAUGACUUUUUUGCUGGACUUAAGGAAGAGGAAAACACAGUGCCUGAUCCAGUUGAAGAAGAAAGUGAGGACAGUGACUAAAGCGAACCAUAGUGGGGAAUCAUUCAGCCUUUCUGUUGCAGUCCCUGCUCAUUGGUUUUUCAUGCCAGUUUAGUACUAAACUUCUAAAGAGGCUGCUUCAAGUAUAAUUGAAAGUGAGACUAAGGAGGGAAGGAAGCAUGUUAAAACCACCAAGCUCAUAUUUAUUCUAUGACAAGAGGAUUACAAAACCUAAUGUUUAGAUGUAUGCUCCUGAGUUGUCAGAUUGUAGUCUUUAUCUCCAGCAGGACCCUAAUCAAUGAAAGGGAACCCCCCACCCCCACCAACCCUCCAUAGAAGA